Messenger RNA from Chaetomium fimeti, 2041 nucleotides. RefSeq names its product transcription factor Tfb2-domain-containing protein. Gene Ontology annotation, biological process: nucleotide-excision repair. Gene Ontology annotation, cellular component: transcription factor TFIIH holo complex; transcription factor TFIIH core complex. The record is from RefSeq and is a predicted model, not a curated record. NCBI's taxonomy places the organism in Eukaryota, Fungi, Ascomycota, Sordariomycetes, Sordariales, Chaetomiaceae. The coding region runs from base 237 to 1751 and encodes 504 amino acids. The transcript has a single exon. Gene Ontology annotation, molecular function: double-stranded DNA binding; ATPase activator activity.
CUCCGCUACAGAGCCCCACUCACCAGGCUUGUGGUUCCCUGCAUUUGAGCAAGGCUCCAGCGAGGCUGAGACCUAAACUUCAACUUCAACUUCAACCAUCCAUCUACAACAAACACAGUCCAUCUCAUCACAUCGCGCUGCCGCAUAACGACUCCGGCGGCGCGGGCCACUACUACGAUACCGAUAAUGCGAUAGUAUAGAUUUGAUUCUGCUGCGCCACGCAAGCAAUCGCCAAAAUGUCGGGCGGCCAGCAAUCGUACCAGCUCUCCGAAUACCUGGAGAAGUUGCCAGGGACUACCUUCCGCAAGCUCUACCAGCAGCCCUCGACCGCCUUUGCCAUCUUCCGCCGCAUGCUGCCCCCUCUGGCAAAGGUCUUCGUCCAGGCUCUUCUCUACAUGCCGUCGCCGCUACUCCUCGCUGAACUCGAUGUCUGGGUACGCGCCGAGGGCAAGAUGCAGCGCGACCGCGCCCUCUCGAUUCUUCGAUCGCUGCAUAUCAUCCAGAUUACCCCGCCCGGGAAGGACAAGCCGCAAGAGAUGCAGCUCACCACAAACUUUAAGAACAGCCUGCGUCUGGCUCUCGAGGGAGGCGGUUCCCACAACAGCUUCGGCGUCCCGAGUACCUUGCCCGUCGACCCCCGGAUCGACAUUGCCCACCUCGAUCACUACGCCCGUAAAAAAUGGGAGGAUAUACUGCAUUACGUCGUCAACAGUGUUCCGGCGCAGGGCGAUGGAGGAGGCAGUAUUUCUACCGCGGGGCCCAAGACCAGUGUGAAGGAGCUUCUGUUGCUCGGGCGACUGGUCGAACUCAGGCGUGAUACAAGGGCAGGCGUUGGAAUUACGCAGGCCGGCUUCACCUUUCUACUUCAGGAAGCGAACGCUCAGGUCUGGACGCUGCUUCUCCUCUGGCUCGAAGCGGCCGACCGCGCUAAGGGAGAAGCCAAAGGGGCAGCAGCGAAAACCGACAGCAUCGACAUGCUGUCAUUCCUCUUCAUGCUGGCGUCGCUCGAGCUCGGACGCGCGUAUAAUACGGACGCUCUCACCGAAACCCGCCGCAACAUGCUCCCCCACCUUGUCGAUUUUGGCUUGAUACUUGUCCCGCGCGAAGACACCCGACAGUACUUCCCAACCCGCCUCGCCACCACCCUAACCAGCUCCGCCUCGUCCCUCCGCUCCGUCUCGUCCGGCUUCAGCGCCGCAGCAGCGAACAACCCCGGGGACGCCUCCAGCCUAGGCACAACCCCCGAGACGUCGGCCGCCAGCAAGGGGUCCAUCAUCAUCGAGACCAACUACCGCCUCUACGCCUACACCUCGUCGCCGCUCCAGAUCGCCGUCUUGGCCCUUUUCACGCAGCUUAACAUGCGCUUCGCCGGCAUGGCCACGGGCCGCCUGACGCGUGACUCGAUCCGCCGCGCCAUCGGCUUCGGCAUCACGGCCGACCAGAUCAUCAGCUACCUGGCGUCGCACGCCCACGACCAGAUGGUGCGCGCCGCGGCGGCUACCGGCCGGCCCGUGCUGCCGCCGACGGUGGUGGACCAGAUCCGGCUGUGGCAGCUCGAGAACGAGCGGAUGCGCACGUCGGCCGGCUUCCUGUUCAAGGACUUCGACUCGCUGGAGGAGUACGUGUCCCUGAGCAGCUACGCCGACGAGAUCGGCGUGCUGGUGUGGCGGAACGACAAGAAGAGGAUGUUUUACGCCAUCAAGAUGGAGCAGCUGAGGGACUACCUCAAGAGCCGGAAGAAGGCGGAGUAAUCUGGGGUGGAGGGGCCCGCGGAGUAGCGUUUUGGAAGCUGGGAUUACCGCAUUACAUGGAGUUGUGGGGCGUUCAAAAGAGGUUUGUCGUCACCUUUAGUGACAAGUUCUAGGGAAUCAUGAGUUGAUGAAGUGGCUGUUUGUGACCUGCUGAUGUAAUAUUGUUGUCAACCCAGCUGCGUAUAACAAGCCAGGUGCGAUUAUUGUAACACAAUCCCAUUCCGCUUGACCACAGCAAAAGCCGUGGUUAUACUCGCCAUGAUUCAACUAUCAUGCACCCCUAGAAUGCA